AUGGAAAAUUGUAUUGAUCUGAGGCACAUAGAGAGUGAUAGGCCAGUUCUUGUCAUCAAGGGUCCAAAUGGAAGAAUCAAUAGAGCUGUUUGGGGGCCUUUAAACAGCGCUAUAAUCAGCUGUGGCGAAGAUACUAUCAUCCGUGUCUGGGAUCCUGUGGUGUUGUCUCUAUCCAGCAAGAGUGAUAAUAAGCGUGCAAUUGAACAGUUGGUGACUGAAGAGACAUAUUCAAGGAAAGAAGCAAAUGAAUUGAUAAAACUUGUCAGGUCUCGUGUAGUGGACAGCAAUGGAACUUUUGGUGAAACUACUCCAAAUAUGCGGACCUCAGCAAUUAUGGAAGCCAGGAAAUGGCUGCAGGAGAAACGUUCAGGCUCAAAGAAAAAGUUUGAGAUGGAGCUUGAUUCAGCAAAUGUGGCGUCACCAUUCCAACUCUGGAGCCCUUUUUCAAUGCUGCUGCUUCUCAAUUCGUUCUCGGACAGUCUAUCCCCAUUACUCUCUGGCUCUCCUUGGCUCCAGUUGUAAUUGGUGUUUCUAUGGCUUCCCUGACUGAGUUAUCAUUCAACUGGCUUGGCUUUAUUAGCGCUAUGAUUUCAAAUAUUUCCUUCACCUACAGGAGUAUCUACUCAAAGAAAGCCAUGGCUAUGCUUCUCUUGCAACUUCUUCCAUCUGCAAUUGGCUUACGCUUCCUAACAAUUUAGUGUAUUUGGCUUUUGCUUCCUAAUAAUUUUUCUCACCAUUUUCAGACUGACAUUGAUAGUACUAAUCUCUAUGGUCUUCAGAAAUUCAUUUCUCCUUGAUUAUGUAGUGUUUUUUUUUUAUUUUUUUUAGUUUUUUAAAGUGUAAUAUUACAAGUUAUUGAAGAAAAUAUA
This is a messenger RNA of Chenopodium quinoa (quinoa), 869 nucleotides long. Its product is annotated as protein KAKU4-like. Bases 1 to 522 code for a protein of 173 amino acids. Gene Ontology annotation, molecular function: protein binding. The record is from RefSeq and is a predicted model, not a curated record. Gene Ontology annotation, biological process: nuclear membrane organization. Gene Ontology annotation, cellular component: nuclear envelope. The transcript has 7 exons. Lineage: Eukaryota; Viridiplantae; Streptophyta; Magnoliopsida; Caryophyllales; Amaranthaceae.